Molecule: messenger RNA, 945 nt
Organism: Trypanosoma cruzi
Lineage: Eukaryota; Euglenozoa; Kinetoplastea; Trypanosomatida; Trypanosomatidae
Exons: 1
Coding region: 1-945 (314 amino acids)
Source: RefSeq, a predicted model, not a curated record
AUGCGGUGGCUGACUCGUGGUGUGGAUUUGCAGCGUGCCACGGCCCACGUAGGCGGGCUCCAUUUCUUCAGUACAUGGAACGUUGCCUUGGCACCAAAGCGUGCGGUAGGGGGGAGGGGUAGGACGCACACCGCCGCGGUCCACGGCAGAACGUCGUCGUUAGAACCGCCACCACCACCGGCAGCGUUGGGCUCCGCACGCAGCAGGAAUUCCGCUGCGCUCAGCGGCGGCGACAAUAGAUUUAGGACAAACAGAAGCGGGGGAAAGAUUCCGAAAGAGGCAGCCGCGGCAAAUAAAAACAGCGAGGAUGUUGAUGUUGAGGAAGAGGAACGGCUUCUUGCGGAGGGCGACACACGGUUGGCGAUGCGGUUGCUGAUGCAACACCACUUCCUUUACCAGCACAAUGUGCGGCGGCCGGAGGAGCGGCGACUGGAGGAGGAGCGGGAGAUGCUGCGGGAGAAGCACCGUGCGCGCAUGGAGCGUAUCGAAGAAAAGACAAGAAAUGCAAUGCAACUCGGGCCGGACGUUUCGGUGGACGGAAUUCUGCCGCUUUACGGGCGAGGCAACUCAGCAGCUGCGGCAUUGGCUUCCAAGCCGUCUGCGUCGUGGAUGCGUCUCAACCCGGUGGAGGCUGAGACAGGCGAUAAUGAUGGGGACGACGGUGAGAGCCGCAGCAUAACGGGCGCAAUGCUCACAAAGCCCGACCUGUCCGUUUACAGUGUGGAGCACGAUCACCGAAUUCGCAGCUCAGAAGUGCUGGACGAGGAGCAGAGACGACGACGGGAGGAACUAAAGAGUGGGGAUGCGACGAAGAAGCUCUGGUCUCAGGAGGAACUGGAGAUGGGCGGAGGUCUGACGCCGCAACGUGUGAUGGAGAGCCAAAUGCUGGAGGAUGAAGACCAGGACUUCGCGGUGGAGGCGUAUUCCAGCGACUACGAUGAAUGA